Messenger RNA from Limanda limanda (common dab), 5425 nucleotides. It is a transcript of the gene mybbp1a, whose product is annotated as MYB binding protein (P160) 1a. Gene Ontology annotation, cellular component: nucleolus. Gene Ontology annotation, biological process: regulation of DNA-templated transcription. Gene Ontology annotation, molecular function: transcription factor binding; RNA binding; transcription corepressor activity. The coding region runs from base 26 to 3913 and encodes 1295 amino acids. The transcript has 27 exons. The record is from RefSeq and is a predicted model, not a curated record. NCBI's taxonomy places the organism in Eukaryota, Metazoa, Chordata, Actinopteri, Pleuronectiformes, Pleuronectidae.
GCUGGUAGUGUGUUGACUGGAGCUGAUGUCUGUAGAGAUGGUGGAGCUCUCCGUAAAAACCGCGGAGCCGGUCCGGGCCGCCGGCGUCCUGCAGCAGAACCGGGUCUUCCUCGACUUCUUCUGGGACCUGGCCAAACCGGAUCAGGAGGUCCGGCUGAAGGCGGUAGAAGACCUGAUCCAGUACCUGAAGACCAACGAUGAGGCAGAUGAAAUGGAAUACACCUUCAAACGGCUGGUGGAUGGACUGGGGCACACACGGGAGACAGCGAGGCCUGGAUUCAGUCUGGCUCUGGGACAUGUCUUGAGUGCGUUUGAGGACGUCCCCCUGCAGAGUGUCCUCGACAGGGUCAAAGAAAAGCACAAUCUGCUGACAGUGAAGAAGAAACUUAUCAGAAAUGCUAUGUUUGGAAACUUGUUCGGCGUCCUCGCCCUUCAACAGUCCAGUCGCCUCUCUAAAGAGCCACAAGUGGUGCUGGGUUGUGUUAAGCUCCUCCAGAGCCUCAGUCAGCACAGGCAACACCUGAAGGACCUGCCCAAUAAAACCAUGAUGGACAUCCUCAAUGAGAUCCCAGAGGAGGUUUUUGAGGAGGUCCUGCUGAGCACUCUGAAAACGGACCUGGCCUCAGCCUUCAACACUCCAGAGCAGAUGCAGCUGCUGCUGGUGGCCCUGCAGCGUUUCCCACAAACACUCAAACCCAAGAAACUCAAGAAGCUGCUGGGCUCCUCGACCAUCAUCAACGCUGAAAACAUCCCAAAGCUGGUGGAGGUGUUAAAGACGGCAGCCCGCUCGGUGAAGAAGGAGUGCGUCCUCCCGGGAGUGGUCCUGGACCUCCUGAAGCUCUCCCUGAAGGAGGACAGCUUCCAGCUCUUCUGGAAUAAAGCCAUCGCCGAGGGCAUGUUGAAGGAUCACCUGCAGGGACCGACACAUUACCUGAGCUUCCGUCUGCUGGGCAGCGCUCUGCCUCAUCUGUCUGUGGACCAGCUGAAGGACGUGCUGUCCGGAGAGGUGAUGAUGAACUACGGAGAACACGUGGUGUCUGCUCAGAAACCCGACCGCUUCAAGCUGGCUCCAGAGAUGGAAGUCUACGUGUCGGACUUCUUGCAGGGCUGUGAGGACUCGGACAAACAGCUGGUGGUGAUGGUGGCCUUCUCCUCGCUGACCAACCAGGGUUACCCCGUGGUGCCGUCGGUGUGGAGGGUGGUGCAGCACCUCCAGCCUGCAGCUCUGCAGGGUUACGUGGACUGGCUGAAGCAGACGUUCAAGCAGCCUCAGUUCGACAAGCUGCUGGACUUCAGCACUCGCAAGCAGAAAGACAACAAGGAUUUACGGGAACAGAAAGAGGAGCCCAUAGUUCGCCUGAGGAAGUGGAUCGUUUCCCGACUCACCUCAAUUAUUGACAACCACCAGGUGAAGAAGCAGGAGGAUCUCAUCAUGGAUGUGGCCAGGUUCGUCUUCUUCCACGCUUUCUUCAGCUCCAAGAAAUCGACAGCUGACAUCCCAGAGACGAAGGGGAAGCUCUCCGUCCCAGUUGAUGAUAAAACCAGAGCAGUGCUCGUCAGUUCUUUCUUCGGUCUUCUCCUGUCCAUGCACCACCUGCCCCCUGCUGAUGAAGCAGCCGAAGGCGCGGCCGCCAACCAGAAGCGAGUGCUGGGUGCGACAGCUGAUGGCACCAUGUGGAUCUAUCACCUGGUCCAGUACGCCCAAGUCCUGCUCAGCCAGCCAAAAUCCAUCCAGAGCAGCAAACCUUUCAGCCCCGAGCAGCAACAGGCCUGGGACAGCAUGCUGGAGUCAGUGGCGAACCUGAAGAAGAAAGCUAAGAAAGGCCAAACAACAGAGAGCCGCGCCUUCCAGCAGCUCUUCCUAUUGGUCGGCAUGCACCUCUUCAAGGCGCCCGAGGAGCUGCUGGACAUCAUGAAGGACAUGCAGAGCUGUGUCGACAAAGCCCAGGAGAAGAAAUCCAAGAAGAAAAAGAAGAAGCAAGCCACAGAGGAGGAGCAGGAGCCUGAUUGGGUGGAGGUGAUGGUGGACAUCUUGUUGUCCCUUCUGUCCCAGCCGAGCCGCCACAUCAGACAGGUCUGCAAAACCGUCUUCACCUCCAUCUGCCCCCACGUUACCCCAGCAGCCCUCACCGCCAUCUUAGACGUUUUGGACCCAGAGAAGGAUCAGGAGGACGGUGGCGUUCUUAUCACUGAAGACAAAACCCAGAAGACGAAACUAGACGAGGAAGAUGGGGAGGAGGAUGAGGGUGAAGAGGGUGAAGAAAUGGAGGACGAGUCUUCAGAAGGAGAAGAUGAUGACUCUGACAAGGAUGAUGAAGCAAUGGAGGAAGAGGAAGACGAGGAGCAAAUGGAAGCAGAGGUGGACCAAAAUUUCCGUUUGGAUUUGAUGAAGGUGUUGCAGCAGCAGAACGCUCUGGCCACAGAGGAGGACGCCAGCGAUGACGAAGACCUGGAUGAUGACGCCAUGAUGGAGCUGGAUAAAGGCCUGGCAGCUGUGUUCACAGAGCAUAAGAAAAAUGCCCAGGCCAAGAAGGAUGAGAAGACAAAAAUACUCAAAGAGAAGAUGCUGGUCCGGGACUUUAAGAUCAAGGUGUUAGACCUCAUUGAGGUUUUCGUGGCACGGCAGGCCGGCAGUCCUCUGGUGCUGGGUUUGGUGGAGCCUCUGCUCAACCUCAUCGACAGAGGAAUGAGCUCCGACAGCAACCAGCAGGAGCAGGACUUCCUGCGCCGAGCUGCAGACAUCUUCAGGAACCAGCUGUGUAGGUCCAAGGUUUACUGCAGGACCGCUGCUGACAGACAGGGGGAGCUCCAUGACCUGCUGGAGAAACUGAUGACCAAAGCCCAGAAACUGAACGAUUCCUCAGUUUGUCUCUACUACUUCAGUGCGUCUCUGUACGUGGUGAAGGUGCUGAGAGGAGUUCCUCCCGAGACAGAAAAGCAGCAGACCGAUGAGAAGUCAGCAGAAAGUGAACUGAGGUUCAUGGGUAACUUGGAUGUGGAUCGCGUCUCGACCGUCUUCAGGGAAGCUCUGACCUCCUUCAUGGGCCGCAGGAAGAGCCCUCUGACCGCUCAGAUGUUCACCGACUUGUUCAACAGAUUCCCCGUUCUGUGUGUGAAUCUGUUGGAUACAGCUGUGCAGCACAUCACAUCUGCAGUCAGACAACAUCAGCAGGGCCAAGCUUGUGUGCUGGUUUUGCGGGGGAUGCAGAGCAGGGAGGUUCAAAAGCUUCUCAGCGGUGCUCCAUGGACCGAGCUCUGUGGGAAGAUUGCAGGUCAGCUGGCAGCGUGUCUGAAGCAGCUUGGGGAACAGACUGAGAGCAAGGUGGUGAGGGAGAAGGUGUUGAAAACCCUGGAGCUCUCUCAGUUCCUCGUCAAGCACGUUCACCAGCAGAAGCUGACCGCUGACCUGGAGCCCCUUCAAACGGUCCUGCAGGGCCUGACCAGCGUCCUCACGUUUAACAGGACCGGCAAGAUGGAGGACACCUACUGGGCCGUGAUGAAGCACUUUGGAGUCAUGAAACCCAAAGUAGAAAAAGUAAAGCCUGAUAAGGAGGCCGCACAACAGUCACUUCCCAAGAAGAAGAAGGGCUUUCUACCCGAAAGUAAAAAGCGGAAAAAGCGCACACUGCUUGAUUUAGAGCCUGCAGGAGUCGCAGUAGAGCAAGCUCCCCCCGGAGACAAACCAGUGGCCGUCAAACCAGGGGCCGCCAAACCAGUGGCCGCCAAACCAGGGGCCGACAAAGGACAAGCCAAAAAGAAACGCUCCAAGAAAUCAAAGCAGAAGCGACCAGCCGAUGGAGCAGCGGCGUCUCAGCCCAACCCGGCCAAGAAGAGCAAGACACAGCCAGAGAGCAGGAUGGCAAUGAAGAAGAAGAAGCCCAAACAGAAGAAAGAGGAAGGAGGGCCAAAGUGAUGUGGACACUGUUAUUUUAAUGGACACAAAUUAGUUUUUUGUUAAUUUCCUUUAUGGCCGUGUCUUCGUCUGUUAAUUUGUCUGCUGCACGCACGGUAAUCUCCACUGCCACUCUGUGUCCGGCUAUAUGUUGCUGUAUGAGAUACUGAAAAGUUCCGAUGUGUGGGAAGUUAAUUAGGAAAAUAUUUUUCUAAUGUGCAGCUUUUGAUUAAAAAUAUAUAAACAACAACUCUAGAAUGCCUUGAGGGACUUUCUUCAAAUUUGGUACAAGCGUUCAUUUGGAGGUUGUAGGUCAAAGGUCACGGUGGCUUCGUGUUCAUGUGAACGUGAUGUAUCAGGAAAACCGUUGGGAAUUUUAAGCAUAUUCUUGGAGCCGGAUGACCUGACUCGAAUUUGGAGGUCAAACAUCACUCUGACCUCACAAAACCCCUUUGAACCUCAUAAAUGCGUUAUCGUAACAAAUCUUGAGAAUUAUUUUAAUUAGGAACAAAUGUUCACUUAAGCUCAAGGAGUAAUUGAUUAGAUUUUGACGGUCCAAGGUCAAAGUGAGAACAUUGGCGUCUUGAACAUGAUAUCUCAAGUUUGACUUUAGGGAAGAGGUGGAGAAAAACAACCGCUUUAGGUGUAGGUUGAAAAUCCAAGUUUAAUGCUCGUCAUGAGCAAUUUUAAAUUUUAAAUCUAAGUAAACUCAAUACGGUACAAAUGUUAUAGGCACUUAAACCUGAGGCAGGAUGCUUCCAAAAUGAUAUCCAGGAAUAGUUUUUAAUAAUCAGUGAAGUUAAUACAAAGUGAAUAGAAAAAGAAAAAAAUCGAAUGACUGUUUGAUGUGACCACCCUCUGAUUUGAAAACAGCACCACUUCUCCUUAAAGCUGCACUGGUCUCCGCAGUAGUUGGAGACUGCCUGACUCUGUGGUGUUAAGAUCAAGGCUCUGUGGGAGCGGUGCCGUCUGUUGCAGGACUCAAUGUCCUUCUUGUGGCUGAAGAUAACUUCUUAAUGACUCUGGCUGAAGAAUGAAUUUAGAACUGUUCAGGAUCUAAACCUUUAAAGUCCCUAAAACUUUUACACAGCACUGUAUAUUAUGUCUGCUACUACUAACCCCAUGUGGAGAACAAAGCAAACUUUUAAAUUGUUUGCUAUUGUUUGUCAUCUUGUAUAAUUUUUAACUUUGAAAGCAUCUUGUAAAUGUGUUUUGAAAGAUGCUAUAUAAAGAAAAGUUUAUUAUAAACUAUCUUCAGAUGCAUAUUAAUACACAGUCGGCAGGACAGCUUAUGUGACUUUAAAUGGGUUCGGUUUGAAAUGAAGGACUCGACAUCCAGUAUUAAACUCAUUGAUGUGUUUUUAAUGAUUUUUGGGAAUGACUCCAUGUGAUGUACUUUUAUUGAUCCUCUGUAGAAAGAAUUAAAAUUUGACACAGCAGCACAAAAAAGUAGCUGCACAACGGGAAAAUGUAAUGAGAAAUAUAAUGAGGAUAGAAACACACUGAAAUAAAUAAGAUAAAUAUGAAAUACUA